This is a messenger RNA of Aspergillus brunneoviolaceus CBS 621.78, 919 nucleotides long. RefSeq names its product PRKRIP1 family protein. NCBI's taxonomy places the organism in Eukaryota, Fungi, Ascomycota, Eurotiomycetes, Eurotiales, Aspergillaceae. The record is from RefSeq and is a predicted model, not a curated record. Gene Ontology annotation, molecular function: protein kinase inhibitor activity; double-stranded RNA binding; protein kinase binding. Bases 125 to 760 code for a protein of 211 amino acids. Gene Ontology annotation, biological process: negative regulation of protein kinase activity. The transcript has a single exon. Gene Ontology annotation, cellular component: nucleolus.
CGAUCAUCAAACCCUCCAACAAUCCUACACCUACACUUUCCACCCAUCACCAACCUAGACCUCAACUCCUCCUCCUCACCAAACCACCACAACCACUACCACCAAAAAACAACCCCUCCCGAAAAUGUCCGAACCCAUCCCCGAAUCGAUCCCCACAAGCGCCGACCCGCGCAGCAAACGGCCCCUCAAGCGACGCGCCCUGAACACCCCGCAAACCGCACAAUCCGAACAAGCCUCGCAGAUCGAGACGCUGAUGCGGGACCCGACGCGCGAGAUCCAUCUGCCCACCCAACGACCCCCGCGCACGGCGGGGUCGCUGCCGCCGCCACCGGAGAUCGUCGCCAACGUGCAGGGGUCGUCGGCCGGCGCGGGCUCCGGCGAGUUCCACGUCUACAAGGCCAGCCGGCGGCGCGAGUACGAGCGGAUCCGGCUGAUGCAGAACGAGGUGAUCCAGGAGCAGGAGGACGAGGCGUGGGCGCGGAAGCAGGCCGACACCAAGCGGCGGGACGAGGAGCGGACGGAGAAGAAUCGGCGGCGGAGGGAGAAGAAGAAGCGCGCUAAUGCGAGGAAGGAAACCACUCAUCAGGCCGGUGGUGGGGAGGGGAAGGAUGGAGCUGCUGGGGAUCGGAUGGUGGUUGAUCGGGCGGAUGAGACGGCGGCGGCUGGGGGUGGUAUCGUUGCUGGGGCGGAGGGUGGCAAUGGCAAUGGCAAUGGCGAGGCUGGUGGGGAGGUGCAGGGGAUCAUUAUCCAUGAUGAUUGAAUUGCAUUGGAUUAGAUUGGGGGGCAGGUAAUGGCUGGAAAGUGCUAUGGCCACCAUUGCACAACAUGUGGAAAAAGACGCGGUAGGAUUACAAUGUACGAUAUGAAGAUACCCAUUAGUUUGAAAGUCUAGGAUGUUCUUACAGAAUGUCCGUUACCG